AUGCGUAAUUUACCAUUGUUCGUAUUUUUGGCUGGCCUCGUAUUCUUCUUCUACCUUUUCUAUCUUCAUCAAUCGCAGAGUGCUGAAUAUGCCAUAGCUCAAGCUUCGUUAGACGAUCACAAACAACAACUUCGGGUAUUGAAAUUAGAUCUUCUGAACGCAAAUGCUGACGUUGAACGGCUCAAGAGUUCGGAGAGUUCUCUCAAAGAGGAGAGGGAUAAGCUCUCAAGGGAAAAAGAUAAGUGUUCGGUUUCACUGCGUAGUGCUGAACGUGAGAGGGAAAACCUGAAAAGCGAAAUAAGCAAGAAAGCCAGCGAAAAUAGCGAACUGAGCACUAAGCUUGAGGAAGCUAAAAAAGAGCUGGAGGAGUUGAAAAAGGCUAUAGCUGCUAAAGAAGCGGCUGAAAAGGAAAACAAGGAGACUUCACCGAAGCCGACUGUUGCUGGUGAAAGUGCGGUUGGAGGUCACGUGGACGAAAGCGCCAAAGGUGGUCAUGGUCGCAAUUAUGAAGCCGAUGGUGGCUCUGCCAAAGGGAAAUCACUUGGGAACAUUGAGACAGGUGGAGGAGCUUCGAAGGCGGUAGAACAAAGUCAGGCGGAACAAGCUCCUGCCCCAGUUCCGAAUAUUGUAGAAGGAGUACAAAAUAGUAUGUUUAAGAAAACUGUGGAAGGUGUGCUCAAAAAGUCUCUAGAAAAUGAGCUGGUUAAGAAAGACGACAUGCCAGCACAAGUAGGACAACCACCUCAGCACCCGGGUGACCGAGUCAAGUUAGCUGUUGCAGUGGAUGAGCAACAGGAACAAGAACAUGUUGUAGCUAAGCCAAUCGUUCGAGGAGGAGACUACGAGGACAAACUGGAUGUCGAAAAGGGAAUUGGAGAUGAUAUCCAGCCAGCCUAG
Haemonchus placei is the source of this 897-nucleotide messenger RNA. Lineage: Eukaryota; Metazoa; Nematoda; Chromadorea; Rhabditida; Trichostrongylidae. The record is from the annotation of a GenBank genome assembly.